Messenger RNA from Recurvomyces mirabilis, 1719 nucleotides. RefSeq lists its product as uncharacterized. The transcript is spliced from 2 exons. Bases 1 to 1719 code for a protein of 572 amino acids. NCBI's taxonomy places the organism in Eukaryota, Fungi, Ascomycota, Dothideomycetes, Mycosphaerellales, Teratosphaeriaceae. The record is from RefSeq and is a predicted model, not a curated record.
AUGUCAGACGAAGAAGAAUAUGAAUUCAUCCAAGCAGGAUCAAAUCACUCCCCUAUUCCAAAGGUCUUCGAGCUGCCCAAGCUGAACGGCCACGAUGUCUUCGAGGUUUCCGUUGGCGAACUACAACAUCUACUCGCCAUAGAUGCCUUCUCAAGCAAAGACUAUACACAGUUCUGUCUUGACCGCGUACAAAGAUGCAAUCCCUAUCUUGAAGCUGUCAUCGAGACGAAUCCGGAUGCUCUUACCACCGCGGAAGCACUAGACGAUGAGCGAAAGUAUGGCAAGUUAAGAGGCCCUCUCCAUGGCAUCCCGGUCCUUGUCAAAGAUAAUAUGGCCACCGCGGACCGCAUGCAAACCACAGCCGGCUCCUGGGCACUUCUCGGCUCCGUUGUCCCCAAAGACGCCCACAUCGUUCGUCUGCUGCGUGACGCCGGUGCCAUUCUCCUUGGGAAGUCCAACCUGGACGAAUGGGCUGGCAUGAGAGGUAGCGUCUAUAGUACCGGCUUCUCAGCACGAGGAGGCCAAUGUCGUAAUCCUUACGAUCUGACCAGAGAGCCAUCUGGAUCUUCAUCAGGAAGUGCCGUGAGUGUGAGUGCGAACAUAGUACCUUUGGCUUUUGGUACGGAGACGGACACUUCUAUCAUCAAUCCUGCGAUGGUGAAUGGAGUCGUGGGCAUCAAGCCUACUGUUGGUCUGACCUCGAGAUCAGGCGUGAUACCUAUUUCCGAGACGCAGGACUCGGUCGGACCAUACGGACGCUCAGUAGCAGAUGCUGCACUAGCAUUGGACGUCAUCGCCGGAAUCGACGAGGAAGACAAGUACACAAAGCACCCUGCGCGGCGCCAACCUCACAAUUACUUCUCAUACAUCACAGACUGUCACUCUCUCAAAGGUGCUAGAUUCGGCCUGCCCAUGGAACGCUUCUGGGAACUCGCACCACGACCGCAAAGAGCCGUAGCCGAGGGUGUACUCGACUGGAUGCAGAAAGCAGGUGCCACGAUAGUAGCGGUAGAUAUGCCUUGCGCGGAAGAACGCAUUCACGUCGAUGGCCAUUGGGACUGGGAACGCUACGGCAACACUGCACCCGACAAGUCCGAGAUCACGAUAAGUAAAGUCGAGACUUAUGACUUGAUGCGCGAGUAUCUCUCCAAACUGGAGAACACACCCAUGCGGACGCUAGAGGAUAUAGUAGCCUACAAUGACGCAAACAGAGGCACUGAAGGAGGCCAUACUGGUGACCUGCCAGCCUUCCACGAUGGCCAAGACCUCUUCCGUCGGUGCGUGGAUACCAGGGGCGUCAAGGACGAGAUAUACUACUCUGCGCUCAAACACUGCCAAACACAAUGCCGUGAAAACGGUAUUGACGCCGCACUCCAAUAUCACAAUCCAAAGACAGGAAAGCAAGAACAACUAGAUGCCCUCCUCUUCUGCGACAUCAAAAAUGCAGGCCAGUGCAUAGCCGCCCAAGCCGGGUAUCCCGUAAUCAGCAUACCCAUCGGUCUUGAUCCCGAGGGUAUGCCUGUAAGCUUGACGGUGCAGCAUACAGCCUGGCAUGAAGCAGAACUUGUGAGAUGGGGCAGCGCGAUCGAAGACCUAGUCUUACAUCAUAAAGGACCCAGAGCAACACCGACGUACAAGAAUCAUCUUAGGAAGAACGUUCCAGUGAAAUACGCAUGGAAGUAUCCUGGGGCGCCAAAGUGGUCGACGAGUAGUGUUUGA